GUGAGAGAGAGGGUGUGUGUUGGGGAGUGUGGGGGGAGACUGUGUGUGCCCGAGUGAGUGUGGCAGCGCACUGUCUCUUUAAGCCGAGCACUCAGGAGCCGGAGCGCUUGUUCAGCACAGCAGCAGCGGCAGCUCCCACUCCGGAGCCAGAGACACCAGCACAGACAGGCUCCCUGUGCCCCCAGCCCAGCUCAGCCGAGACCCGCUCCGGCGCGGCCGCCUCUAGCAGCGGGCGAGCUCCGCGCCAGCCAUGGAUCCGCUUCCCAAAGAAGGGGAGCCUGCCCCGGCGGCGGCCGGGGAGCCCAGCAGGGGCACUGCCUCCUCCAGCGGGGUGGUGGUGCAAGUCCGGGAGAAGAAGGGACCCCUGCGCGCUGCCAUCCCCUACAUGCCGUUCCCCGUGGCGGUCAUCUGCUUGUUCCUCAACACCUUCGUGCCAGGGCUGGGGACAUUCGUGUCUGCCUUCACUGUGCUGUGCGGAGCCCGGACUGACCUCCCUGACAGGCACAUGUGCUGCGUCUUCUGGCUGAACAUCGCCGCGGCGCUGAUUCAGAUUCUGACAGCUAUCGUGAUGGUUGGCUGGAUCAUGAGUAUAUUUUGGGGGAUGGACAUGGUCAUUCUUGCUAUUUCACAAGGCUACAAGGAACAGGGGAUCCCACAGCAGCUGUAAUGGCUGGGACAAGGGUGUUCCAAGGAACGUGGCGAGAGGUUGUGUUUGGCAGCUGUGGGCACAAGGACCUUUCCAUUUCCAUUUUCAUUUUUCUUUUCUUUUGUUUUUUAAACCAAUGCGUGCGUCUGUUCAGCGGAGCGGAGGUGCAGAGCAGCAGAUGGAGACCUUCACUGAUCCCUUUUAGAACCGGCGAUGAGGCAAACAUGACGUGGGUUAGGACUGGCACAGCCAGCACGUCGUGAUGGGCGGCCAAUCCCGAAGAGGGAGGAAAACAUUGGUAGAAUGAGAUGCUGCUGUGGAAGAUGGCACUUCGGCCAGCGGUGAGAAGAGCGGGGAUGCUGCUUUCUCCAGCCGCUGGGUGUGAAGCAGCUGGAGACAUUUGCCCUUCUUGUAGUUCACCAUUAAAGGAGCCCAGCUGUGAACAUCAAGAUGAAGGAGAUAUUUAUAGAUAUAUGUCCAGUAUGUAAAAGCCAAAGCUGAGUGGUACCUUGUUUCCUGAGAGUCCUUUCUUGACUGUUUUGUGAUAACAGGGGCUCAGCUCAGCCUCUCCUGCUGUGUGUGUUUAUGAUGCUCACUGAACCUCUGUCGUUGCAGAUGCUCUGACGUUUUGCUUGUGGCUGCUCUAAAUCAUACUUUACUGGUGACCCAGGCUGUGAAUAUGCCCUACCUGCUUCUACCUGCUGAAAGAAGAGAAAAGACUGGACCUGCCACGAGCCAGCAACAAACUGGUUCUUACAAAGAACUGGGACGCCGUGGUGUGAUGUGUGCUUGUGCGGGGGGUGGGUGGGGUGAGGUUUUGUGCUGUCUAAUGCUUCCGGUUUAAACUGGUAUUUACAGAGACUAAAAUGCCCAUGAAAGAGACUUGUGGAUAAAUAGCACCAUAAUGUGGAAGUUAA
Messenger RNA from Chrysemys picta bellii (western painted turtle), 1563 nucleotides. The record is from RefSeq and is a predicted model, not a curated record. NCBI's taxonomy places the organism in Eukaryota, Metazoa, Chordata, Testudines, Emydidae.